Messenger RNA from Drosophila nasuta, 3758 nucleotides. It is a transcript of the gene lqf, whose product is annotated as epsin homolog lqf. The record is from RefSeq and is a predicted model, not a curated record. Gene Ontology annotation, biological process: endocytosis. Gene Ontology annotation, molecular function: phospholipid binding; clathrin binding. Gene Ontology annotation, cellular component: endosome; plasma membrane; clathrin vesicle coat. NCBI's taxonomy places the organism in Eukaryota, Metazoa, Arthropoda, Insecta, Diptera, Drosophilidae.
ACGUUUAAAACAAAAUUAAUACAAAUUAUCGAAACAAUUGCAGAGCAGAGCGAAUAUCUAUAGAAUUAGAAAUACCAGAAUAAACAAAAAUUUGUAGUUAAAAUCAAUAUCGAAUUCAUAGCCAUGUUAACACGUUUCUCCCAUCUUCUCGUCACACAGUGAGAGAAAACAAAAAGACGAUAUGCAGGUCAAUGUCGCCGGACUACGCAGAAACAUCAAGAAUCUCGCGCACAACUAUUCGGAUGCACAGGUGAAAGUGCGCGAGGCAACGUCCAAUGAUCCAUGGGGGCCAUCGGCCACAAUUAUGGCCGAAAUUGCCGAUUUGACGUACAAUGUGGUUGCCUUCUCGGAGAUUAUGCAAAUGAUAUGGAAGCGCUUGAACGAUCACGGCAAGAACUGGCGUCAUGUCUAUAAGGCGCUCAUACUGCUCGAGUAUCUGAUCAAAACCGGCACCGAGAAAGUCGCUCAACAGUGCAAGGAGAAUAUUUUUGCCAUACAAACGUUGCGUGAGUUUGUCUACUUCGAGGAGGGCAAGGAUCAGGGAACGCAUGUGCGUGAGAAGGCCAAGCAGCUGGUCAAUCUGCUGAAGGAUGACGAACGACUGAAAAACGAGCGUGUGAAGGCAUUGAAAGCCAAAGAACGCUUCGCUCUGCAUCCGAGUGGAUUUGGCAGCGAUGGCUAUAUCGAUGGACCGUCACAGAGAGAUCUGCCGCCGGGCUGGCAAGAGGAGCCGCCGAAAAAUGCCUCCGAGCUGGAAAUGGUGCGACCACAAACCGCUGGCGAGGAGGAGCUGCAGCUGCAGCUUGCCAUGGCCAUGUCCCGGGAGGAAGCCGAGCAGGAAGAGGCGAAGCGGCGCAGCGACGAUGUGCGUCUGCAGCUAGCGCUCAGCCAGAGUGAGCAAGACUUCAAGGACUCGAGUGGUCGACCUAUUCCGGCACCCAAAAAGGAGGAGCCACAAAGCCAUCUGCUUGAUUUGCUCGACAUUUCGCUGGGCGCCACAAGCAUUUCGAGUCCUCCGCUAGGUGCUGCCGGUGGCGGCCCCUCUGCUGUUGUUGAUCCCUGGGCUGCAGCUAGUCAGCUGCCAGAUCCUUGGGCAGGCAACGCUGCGGCACAAGUGGAUCCAUGGCAUGCGAAUGCAGCGCCACCGCGCACCAUCAUGAGCACGGGCGUGCCGCUGGGUGCAGCUGCUCCGCCAGGCGAUGCCUGGGGGCUGCGUGCACAGUCACCGUCAGUGGCGUCAGGCUCCUCCAACGAGGGCUGGCUGCAGACCAAUGGCAAUGCCAGCCAAAAUGGCGCAGCGCGAGCUGCUUCAGCUUCUGUGCCCGUCGACGCUUGGCUAACGAAGUCCACGGCGGGCGUUGGCUUGGCCGCAGCACCAGCACCACAGCGAGUGGCCAACAAUGGCAGUUCAGCAGAUCCUUGGCUCACUGAGACGCCGCUUGCGGCAGCACCAAUUGCAGCAGCUGCCGCGCAGCCAGCAGAUCCUUGGGCAACGACACAGGCAACGACAGCAGCGCUCGAUGAUCCCUGGAAGGCAGUGCAAACGGGCGCCAUUAAGAAACAAUCACCCGACUUUGAUGAGUUCGAUUUGAUUACCAAUCGCAAUAAGAGUGGCGAACACAAUAAUUCCAAUGCCUCCAAUAACAACAAUAAUGCUUCGCUGCUGGAUGACAUGGAUCCGCUAUCGUCAAAUUAUGGCAACAACAGCUCAGUGCAUCCAUCGACGGGCGCCACCGCCAAGAAGCCAUUGAAGGAUCCGCACUCAUUCCUCGGCGAGAACUCGGCACUGGUUAAUUUGGAUAAUCUGAUUAAGCCAAUUGCGCCGCAAACGCAAUCGGGUCUAGUGCAAGCCUACAAUCCAUUUGCGGACAAUGUGAUGCCACCCAAAACGAAUCUAUUCCAGCAGCAGCAGCCAGCCGUGCCGUCCAUCAAUCAGUUGAAACAACAGCCGCCCUUCGCAGUCAAUAUGAAUCAGGAUCCCUGGGCGCCGGUUAGCGGUGGCGUCAGUGCAGCCUCUCAGCCGAAGCAGCCUUUGCGUCCGACCAGCUUGAAGCUGACCGAUGACUUUGAGCUGCUGAGUGCGUUCAGUAAACCCGUCUCCCUAACCCCUCAUCCCAAUCCACAGUCAAGCACGCAAGUUCACAACAACAACAACAACAAUAGCAGCGGCAACAACAUGAUCAACAACAACAACAAUAAUGUGAUGUAUGGCCAGAGUUAUUAUAGUCCAAGCAUUGAUAGCAUUCGCAACAUGGAUAUCAUGGCCGAGACGCCACAACGUUCCUACUUUCCGAGUCCCUCGGCGCCCUCUGGGCCAUAUAGCAACUAUAGUACGCCGAUCGGUUAUUCCAGCUAUACGCAGAGCUAUAGCAGUGCUCUAUCCGAAUCGUUGGCCGAGACGCCAGGCAUCAGCAUUUCACCGUUGGGCUACAACAAUGCAGCACCUCAAGAUGUCUUCUAUGGCAAUUCGAAUGCUUCGACAGCUGGAAAUCAGUGCAAGCUGGAACAAAAUAACAACAUGCCGUGGAUAAAGCCGGAGGCAGCAGCCACAAAUCCGUUUCUAUCUUAAAUGAGAAGGAGUCAAUCGUAUCAAGCAACCAAUCAAUCAAGCAGCAGCUAAAGCAGCAACAAUAACACAUUGUCUGGGUGAAAAGUACUACUACAACAAACAGCAGCAACGGCAACAGCAACAGCAGAAGCAAAAGCGAUAAUAUGAAUUAAUUGAGAUAACUAAAUUAUAUGUAAGAAAGUAUUAUUAAACUGUAAAAUAUGUGAUUUGUUGUCCAGCUGAAUCCGAUUGAAAUAACAACAAGAACAGCACGAGCACGAACAACAAAAGCGGCAGCAGCAACAACAACUCGACGCUAACUCUGAGUUAUGUGCAAUCGAACGUUUUCUUAGAUUUGUAAUAGCUCCAUUCAGUAAAAUACUACAAAACUGUAUAAAAUUAUAAUAACAAUAAUACUAAUAAUAAUAAUUAACAAAUUGUAAACAACAGCACUGAGGGUCUGCAGCCUAGAAGAAGACUCAACUCAACUUGUUGUGUCGACUCCAAAUCGGAUAUCCCAAAAAGUUUUGUGGCAGCCUUUAAUUAAUUUAUUUCGUAGCUGUAUUGAAUGUUGUUGUCAAAUGCGAAUGAGAUAUAAACCAAAAACGAAAACACAAAAAAUUACAAUCCCCAAGAGAACAGUUUAUUGAAAGCGAUUAAAUUGUAAAUGUAAAUGAGAGAUAAAAAGAAUUGUUAUAUAGCUUUAAAAAUUUUUGUGCAUUGUGAACGAGAUGGAAUGAGGAAAGUGUAAGAAAGUGCGAGGAGGAAGAGGAGAAGAAUUCACCACAACAACAACAAAAACAAACAUCAUUUUGAUUCUUGUGUAUGUGCUUUGUAAUUGUAACAUUUUUAAAAAACAAGUUUUUUACGUUUUAUGCGGCAUUUGUUUAUUGUGGCGCGCUUGCACAGCAGCAGCAAACAAAAAACCGAAACAAAAAUCUAAAUAUUUUUAACAUACAUUGUUUUUUAAAUGUUUUUUGGGCCACCUUUAAAAAAACAAAACGAAAAACAAAAAUGCAAUGCAUCUAAUUUUUGCUGUUAAACAUUUUUUAUAGAAAAUAGUUUAAAAUUUACAACAACAAAAAACGUAAAACAUAUAUAAAAAUAAAGCUAAAACAACAAAUGGUAUACAUUUAGGUUAGAAUACGUAAAAAUUGUAUAAGCGUAACUUAAUGAUAAACAAAAUAUAAGAAACAAAAAAAAAACAAAA